This is a messenger RNA of Stylophora pistillata, 1773 nucleotides long. Its product is annotated as programmed cell death protein 6. NCBI's taxonomy places the organism in Eukaryota, Metazoa, Cnidaria, Anthozoa, Scleractinia, Pocilloporidae. Gene Ontology annotation, molecular function: calcium ion binding. The record is from RefSeq and is a predicted model, not a curated record.
CAUUGCAAAUUAAAUGAAGGAAGCGGAAUUAUUCGUUGAAAACUGAUGUGACUUUGUUAUGGCAGGAGUGCCUGUGGAUAGGAAUUUCUUGUGGAAUGUCUUCGCUAAAAUUGAUAAAGAUCACAGUGGUUCCAUUACAGCUGAUGAACUCCAACAAGCUCUUUCGAAUGGAUCCUGGACACCAUUCAAUCCAGAGACAGUGCGACUUAUGAUUGGUAUGUUUGAUCGUGAUAACUCAGGAGCAAUAGAGUUUAAUGAAUUUGAGGCAUUGUGGCAGUAUGUAACAGACUGGCAAAGAACAUUUAGAAGUUAUGAUCAAGACAACUCUGGAACCAUUGACAGGCAAGAACUCAAGACAGCUCUUACAAACUUUGGGUACAGAUUGUCAGAGAGAAUGUACACACUUCUUAUAACAAAGUUUGAUCGCAGUGACAAGGGCUCAAUCAAUUUUGAUGAUUUCAUCCAGUGUUGUCUAAUAUUACAGAUUCUGACCAAUGCCUUCAGAAGCCGGGAUCGAAAUCUGAAUGGUUGGAUAACCAUUGGAUAUGAAGAUUUCUUGGGAAUGGUGUUCAGCUUGAACAUGAAUUAGAUACUGUUUCUAGCUAUAACACUUAUCAGUCAAUUACCAUUCAAAAUCCUACAAUCCUCCUAGAGAAUACUAAAAUAUACAGAGCACUGUAUGCAAAUUCUACCUUACUACAGGAUGCUACAUGUAGCUUGCCAAAUUUGAGCUGGCAGCAUCCUUAAUUGUGUUUUUAAAAAACCUUGCACGACUUUUGAGUGUUUUAAUACAAAACUUCCUGUAGAGAUUUAAAAUUUUAAUACGAGGUCCAAAGUCUUCAGAGCAGAGCUUGGAAAGACCUGUCCACUUGUCUUACUGACUUACUGACAGGUUAGAAGAUGUCUCUUUUAAAGAUCAGCUUUUGACCAGAUGCUGAUUGGCAAAGCCCCAGGCAGGUAAGCCAAAUUUUAAUCUGGAGGAAAAGCAUGAAUUUGGAUCUUCAUGUAGCGUUGUACUGUGUGUAAAUAUCAGGUUGUUUCUGAUCAUUACUUUCCAGGAAAGAACUGCUCAUGACAGCCAAAUACUCUCAUAAUACUUCAAUAUAGAUGGUGUACUAAUCAAUUUAAACACAGCUUUUACAUAAUUGAGUUGCACUUAAUUUUAAGUGUUCAAAAGCAAAGCUUGGAUAUUGACUUUUGUCGAUGGGAAGGUUAGGUCAUCGGCUAGUUAGGGCUUUAGCGAUGUCUUGAUACUUAAAAUGAUUGCAGUGCCAUUUUACUAGUAAUAACACUUUACUAUUAGUGGUACAGAAAUGCAGAAAGGAUAAUCGCCGCUACUUCUAAAUGUAUGUUGCAGUCUCAAUAGCAAAGAAGGACUCAACAUACCUUAGAAAGGGUAAAACCCUUCCUCAAUUGGUGCCCUUAUACCCUGGUCCCAGAGGUUCUCUUCUCUUCUCCCUAAAAAAAUUGGCGCCAAGCGCCGGCAGCUUCUUGUCUGUACUUGGCACCGACUUUUUUAGGGAGAAGAGAAGAGAACCUCUGGGACCAGGGUAGUGCCCUUAAGGGCAAUACAGUUAAUUUAGUUUCCAGGUAUAAAAUUUUAAAAAAUUUCUGCUCCCAUGGAAUGAGCCAUCAUAUUUGGAUAAUCCUGAAAUAAUGAAUAGACUUAGUUAAAAAUGAUUAUCUUAUUGCAAAUAUAUCAUUUUGCAAGAUUGUUGUAAUAGAUGAUAUCAAUUGUGAUAGUUUAUGAAAUAAAUUUUAAUAGAUUCUUGA